AUGGGGCAGGGGUGGCAUGUUAGUUUUGAUCACUACUACGACAAUCUGAGCGCCAAGCAGUGUCAUGGGAAACCGCUUCCUUGUAAUGUGACCGCCAUGUCCCAAUGUGUAUCUAAAGAACUCGCAAACACAAUACCGCUUCGGAAAGCGGGAAUACUCUCGGCUUCGUACGCCGCCCUGCGGUACGGUGCGUGGGUCUUGGAGUUGAAGGGACACCUCCAAGCCAAAGUCAAUGGUUCAUCUCAAAUGAAAUACGUGCAUAAUGUGUGUUUCGCCUCUAAGCUCGCAUGCGUAGUACUGUAUGUGAAUAUGGGAUGGGCGCAAAGAUGA
This is a messenger RNA of Laccaria bicolor S238N-H82, 330 nucleotides long. RefSeq lists its product as uncharacterized. The record is from RefSeq and is a predicted model, not a curated record. Lineage: Eukaryota; Fungi; Basidiomycota; Agaricomycetes; Agaricales; Hydnangiaceae. The transcript is spliced from 3 exons. Bases 1 to 330 code for a protein of 109 amino acids.